Messenger RNA from Thermochaetoides thermophila DSM 1495, 1590 nucleotides. RefSeq lists its product as uncharacterized. Lineage: Eukaryota; Fungi; Ascomycota; Sordariomycetes; Sordariales; Chaetomiaceae. The coding region runs from base 1 to 1590 and encodes 529 amino acids. The record is from RefSeq and is a predicted model, not a curated record. The transcript has 3 exons. Gene Ontology annotation, molecular function: protein binding.
AUGGAUGUCGAUGACGUCAUAACGGCCGAGAUGUCCACGAUUGGCAUCACGCCCUCAACACCAAGGAAUUUGUUGCCUGGUACGAGACAAUCGAGGUAUACAACAUCAUUCCGCAGCAGCAGCAAGCAGCAUCACCUCUCCCCCUGCCCCGCUCAAGCUCUCGCUCACACACCUCCCAAGUCCAGCUGGCAUCCGGCCUUAACCCGCUCACACCACACCCUCACCGUCCUCUCUGACGCUAAAGCAGUCAUCUUCGGGGGCCAAGACUCAGAUGGCAGACUUUGCCCUCCGGCGAUACACGUCAUCACACUGCCAGAGGACCGACAUACACAGCAUACUGACGACAUUGAAAUUAACAUUGGCGUUGGGUCUCACCAUCACGCAUUGGAUCAGCAACAGCCGGCAGAAGACUCGGAACGAAACGAGCAGCAAACUGGGGAUGGCGGAAAUGACUACCGCACGGCGCAUACAUGCUACCCGCCUUUUACGCUCCAAGAUCCGUCGACUGGGGAGGUGCUCGUCCCUGCUCCGAGAAGUGGGCAUGCGACGUGUGCGAGGGGGGGUCAUAGAGUUCUUCUUCACGGCGGGAAGGGGGUAGUUUCUGAGCCUGUCACUGAAGCAAGGGAAGAAGAGGCAGGUUACAAGGAGGAUGCUGAUCAAACAAGGGAGCUCAAGCCACUAACUACUGACGGGAAUUGCAUCUGGCAAUGGAAUCACAACACCCUAAGCUGGUCAAAAUUCCCAGGAGAUAUUACACCCCUCGGGCAAGGCGAAAUGAAACCCCGCUACGGACACUGGUUGUUUUGGGGGAAAGAUGACCGCGGCCUGGAUGAUCAACUUCCUGCUUCCGACGAGGAGAGCAAAGGAGAGUACCUGAUCCUUGUUGGAGGACAAACAGACUCAAACAGGGACGAGGAUGCGGGCGUUUUGAAAGAAGUCUGGCUGUACGAAUUCGACCGCGGAGCAUGGAGCCCUCUCCCCUCGGCCCCUGCUCCCCCAGUUGCCGCUGCUUUUGUCAACCGGACUGUGUACAUCAUCUCGAACAAUACCCCAGAUAAGGGAAGCGACACAAUAUCGACAGUCCACUACCUCCCCUUGCACCGCUCUGCCGUCGAACGCGAGAAAGCUGACGCCCUCGCCUGGCACACAGUAUCCAUCCUCCCCGGCAGUCCCAGCCCUCGUCCCCGGACCGGCGCCUACCUGGCUCCCAUUCAGAUCGACAAUGGAAGGGAGUACCUAAUAUACCUCUUCGGCCUCGCCGUCUCCCCCUCGGCAAAGAGAUGGGAUUUCUGUCCUGAUGUUUGGGCAUUUCAACUCCCUCUUCAUCGCCGACUCAGCGCUGCUACUGCGGCGGUCAAGGACAAGAUCAAAGACGUCAUCCCAGGGGAAGGGUCGAGGGAAUUCAAAUGGAACGAGGCAGAGGUCGUGCCAGCAGAGUUGAUCACGGAGGAGGGAAAGGUCCAUCCCGGGUCGAGGGCGUUCUUUGGAGCCGAUUCGUGUCUGAAUGGGCGAGGGGUGGUUUUGUGGGGAGGGGUGAAUGCGUUGGGGGAAAGAGAGGGGGAUGGAUGGGUUUUGAGGGUCGAGGACUAG